AAAUAAACACAGCUGAUUUCAUUUUGUCAAUAACAAAGAACUGAUAGUACUUUAUCUUACUUUUGUGUACAUUCUUAAAUACAUAUUAUCGAUCACAUGAUUAAUUUGCUAUAAAUAUGCGUUCAAUGAAUUCGUACUAAAGUAGUUUAAAAGAUUUUCUCAUAAGUUUUCCUAAUGUUAGACAAUAUGCGUGAUUGUUUUUUUAUUACCUGUAUCUUGGUCAUCCAAUUUUGCUUUGUGCUAACUGCUGACAGCAAUAAGACAUGGAGUUACUUUGUUUUUGCUCAGCAGUGGCCUCCAGCUGCUUGUCUUGAUGUCCCUGGUGGAAAGUGCAAAAUACCCAGCCAAGUUGUUGACUGGACAAUUCAUGGCUUAUGGCCUACCAGUGAUAAAGGUUAUCCAAGUUUUUGCAACACAUCUUGGCCUUUUCGACCAGAAGAAUUGAAGCCUAUCUUGGAAUCUUUGGAACAAAAGUGGCCUAAUAUAUAUGCAGAUUCAACUGAAAUUGUCUUUUGGAAACAUGAAUGGAUGAAACAUGGUACAUGUUCUACUGAUUUGGAUGAUUUCAACUCUGAAAAGAAAUACUUUUCACAGAGUCUUAUGCUUCAUGACAAAUAUAAUAUCCAUGAAUUUUUAAAUCAGGCUGGAAUCGUGCCCAGUGAAACCAAGCCCAUUAUGCUGAGAUAUGUUGAAGAUGCUUUAGCAAGCCAUUUUAAUGUAACUAUAAAGCUAUUUUGCAAAAAUCAUCAAGAAUAUGCUCAGCCGAUAUUGACAUCGAUGUAUAUAUGUACGGAUAAAAAUCUGAAGUUGAUAAACUGUGAUAAGAUCGAUGAACCUCCUUGCAAGAAACCAUAUGUAUUUUAUUUACCUUUUGACAGACAACACCGUAUAAAAAAGGCCUAUAUAGCUGAAAAGACUAAAACUUUGCAGCAAACACAUAAGAAAUACAAAAUUUUUCCAAGCAGUCAACUUAGAAAAUGAAAAAAAGUCAUCACGAGUUUUUUUAUCCUCCAAGUGACACAGCAAUUUUUCAAAUUUUUUAUCUUUUCUACUUAAGUAGAUAAUUUAAAUUUAAAAAUGAAUUUUCUUAAAAUUAUAUUAGAAAGAUAUUCCCUAGAUUCAAAGAUCAGAGUUGAAAGUUAUUUAAUUAAGGUUAUUGGCUGUUUGAAAGAUUAAAUCAACAUAUUUUAUUUAUACAAUAUAUAUAUACAACUCAUUAGCAUUAUUUUAUUUUAAAAUGUUGGAGUCUUGCUUUAUUGAUUAUAAGCUAUCUUGAAAAAUAUAUUCAUUUUUUUGUGUGAUAUAUUUAUUUGCCUUUACUUUUUAAUUUAUUUUAAUAUUUAACUCAAUUAAUUUAACUUAUUAUUAUUAUUUUGUAUGGCAUAGUUAGAUACCUUGAUUAUCGAGUAGAUGCUACUCCCUUUUUUAAGCUAUGCUUCAUACUAUGAAUUUUAAUCAAUGAUUUAUGAAUGUAAAGGAUAAUUUGAUUUUUAUAAUUAUUUAAAUAAUUUAUAUUUUAACUAUUGUGUGAAGUGUUUUAUAUUUUAACUGUUGUGUUACUUUAGAAAUUAUGCAGCAUAUUUCCAUUUGUUAGAAAGGAGCUUUAUCAUUGAUUGGAAAAUUUUAACUAAAUUCGAUUAUAUUAAAGUAAAGAAAAAUAAGUUCUCCAAUUAAUGAUAAAGUUCUUUUCUAACAAAUGUAAAUAUGAAUUGUUGAAGAUAUAUAUUAAUUGCAUUUUUGUAUUUUGUUAAUUUUCUUUUCUGUAAUUGAGAGAUUUUAUUAUUGUGUAAAUACUUCUAUAAUUCAAAUAUUCUUUAUUUAUGUCAAUUUCUGAAGCAUUGCAGAUAUACUGCUUUGCUUCAGAAAUUGACAUGCUUGCUCUUAAUGACUAUUUAUUUAUUUUUAUCUAUAUUUAAUACUUUUGUGGUAGUUGAAUUGGCUAGAAUAGAACCCGAGACCUUGUGGUUCGCAGCCGAGUAACAAGACCACAAGACAAAAGUAAUUACUCGUGUUCCAUAGCUGUUAUCUGCCUUCUAAGCUUCACCACACUUUUAUGAAAAAAAAAAAAAUGCAUUUUAUGAUUUUUAAUUGAAUAUUUUAGAUCUAAAUUUUAUAUCUGUUUUUAUAAAUAUUUGAUUUUUAAGUACCAACAUUCUAAGAAAAUUAUAUGUUUUCUAAGCAACGCAGAAUGGAAAUUAACAUGAUUUUGGUUGAUUCAUAUGAAUAAUACCUAUCAUAAAGACAUAUCUGAUUAUUAUAUAAAUUUAAAUUCUGUCUUAGGAGCCCUAUUCCAGCAAGUUUUGAUUUAUAUAUAAAAAAAAAAUUUGCACACUGUACUUACAAUAAUUUGUCAUAAAUUUAGUGCUGCUAUUCUUACAAAAGACAUCAAUGAUGAGCUUUUGCUUAAUCAAUUAAUAUAUUCAUUGAAAAAAAUUCACCAUUUUAAACUCAAAGAAUGGCUUCAUUUAAAAGCCAGUGUUCUGUUUACAUAUUUAAUCACUUUUAAUUAACACUAAUAACAAUUCAAAUAGAGGAUAUAGAAAUGGAUGCUGUGGUGUGUUAUCGAAACUAGUUAAAUAGUUCUGAAAAUGAUUUAACUAGUUCAUAUAUGACUUUCUCAUAUAUGAAAUAUGCAGAGAGAAAAAUACUAUAACCUUUAAAAACUUUGAAUCGGAGAUUUUAAUGAAUCUAUUUAUUUCGAACCUCCAUGAAUUCAAAGAAACACAUAUUUAUUUUCAUAUAUAUACAAAGUAUAGAAAAAGUAUUGUAAUCGCCUAAAACGGUUUUUUUCUGCAUAUUAUCAAUUUGAGAUGUCAUUCUCAUGUAAAUAGUUCGGAGAAAGAGAUUAUUGAAUAUAGUACAAAUGUUAAAUUACGAAAUUUUACAUACUCAAAAGAGAAUGAAAUGAUUAUAUACAUAGAAUUUAUUUUUAUUAUAUUUAUCUUUUAUUGUAUUGUUAUUAUUUGCUAUAUAGGCACAAACUCUCAAUUAUGAAAUGAUUAUGUACAUAUAAUUUAUUUUUAUUUUUUAUUGUAUUGCUAUUUAAUGUAUAAAUACGUAAAACGUUGCAACAUAAAUAUGUAAGUUCAAUCGUGAAUGUUGAUAAUUAUGGACUUAUCAUUGACUAGACUGCUGACGUAGUUAGAUUUAAGCCGAGUUUUGUGCAGUAGCUUCUGAGGGUAAAGGCCCUUGAGCACCUAAGGGCAGAAGUCUGGCUUCUAGCUCAUAUGAAGAUGACACAUACCAAAUCACUUGCACAACCUUUUUUUACAGGGGGGAGGGGGAGAUGCUUUCACACACCUCACAAAUAGAACACAGGGGAAGAACAAUCUUGCCCAGAUCAGACUCUCUACCCCUAGGCCAGGACACCAGCAUUUGUAUUAUAAUCUAUUGAUAUGAAAUAAUGAAAUUUUUUUGUACAAUGAAUGAAAAGAUUAUAUGCUUUAAUUUACUUUUAUCUAUAUUUGUGAUAUUAUUUGAUGUAUUGAUGCGAAAGUUCAAUCAUGAAGUUUCCAAGUUCAGUUAUGGAAUUUUGUAUACUCAAGAUGAAAGGAUUAUAUACUUUUAUUUUUAUCAUUUAGUGUGUUAUUAUUUGAUGCAUAGAUGGGGCAGUUCAAUCAUGAAAUUUUUUACAUUCAGAAUGAAAUAAUUAUACAUAUAUAGUUUAUUUUUUAACAGUUUUAUUGUUAUUUGAAAAAUUGAUAGUGCCAAGAUCUAUUAUGAUUAACUUAAUCCAUCAACUGUUGUACCCAUGCAUCGUGUGAACAUCACAUCAAAUUAUCGCUUCGCAAAAUAUUAAAAUAAAAUAAUUUAAAAUACUAUCAUUCGAAACAAAAAUUACACAUAAUUCUCAAUACGUGUAUUUUAUGGUUUCUUAAUGGAUUCAGCAAGACAGCAUAUUUCAGAAACAGAUGGUGCCCUUUAAUUAAGUAAUGAAAAUGAUAAAGCAAAACAGUUGAGGGAUUAAAUGCUGCAUUUCUGAAAAGCUUUUGUAAAACCUCUGAAAUUAUUAAUAUAAUUUUUGUUUCUACAAUUUUUCAAAAUACUUCAAAUAAUUGCUGCAAACUAUUAGCAGUUGCAACAUUACACUGUUUUCAUAAUACAAACAGAUAAUUUUAAUUACCUUUUUUUUUUUUUUUUUUUUUGUCGUGUGACUAUUUUAAGCCAAAUUAUUGCGCAGUAACUUCUGAGAGUAACCCUGAGUACCCAAGGGCAGAAGUCUAAAUUCUGGCUCAAAUGAAGAUAGCACACAUACACUCGCUUGCACAACCCCCUUUUUACAGGGGGGCCGCAUUCACGCACCUCACAGAGAGAACACAAGGAAGAGAACAACCAUGCUCGAACCCGCUACCCCUAGGCUAGGACAUUGGCAUUACCAUAUAAUAUAAUACUAUUAUAAGCUGUAAUGUUUUUUU
Messenger RNA from Argiope bruennichi, 4415 nucleotides. RefSeq names its product ribonuclease Oy-like (gene RNaseX25). Gene Ontology annotation, cellular component: extracellular region. Gene Ontology annotation, biological process: RNA catabolic process. The transcript has 9 exons. The record is from RefSeq and is a predicted model, not a curated record. NCBI's taxonomy places the organism in Eukaryota, Metazoa, Arthropoda, Arachnida, Araneae, Araneidae. Bases 175 to 981 code for a protein of 268 amino acids. Gene Ontology annotation, molecular function: ribonuclease T2 activity; RNA binding.